AAUAAAUUAUUUGACUGUGCAGAGGGGAAAAAGAGAGAGAGAGUGACUUGGGGAAAGGGUCAGCAGAGCAGAUCAGAGUGAAGAGUGUGAGAGUGAGGGAGGGUUCGAUAAUUAAGUAGGCCAAGGGUUUUUCAACAGCAACAACAAAGAGAGACAGAAAAAUGUGGAGGAGGAGGAGCCAUUUAUUACUCAACAACGCCGUAAGAACCUCCCUCCACCUCUCCUCCUUAUCGGCUUCCACCGCUUCCAGAGGAAGAACCCUCCUCACUCCCUCCUCCAAUUCUCCCUUAUUCGAACCCCCUUCUUCUCACUUAGCCCAAAACAACCGCCUUUCCUCUCCUCUCUCCUCCACCAUCUCCGUCCGCCUCCUCCGCACCGGCCGCGACCCCUUCACCAGUUUUGAGAUUACGCCACCUGUGAAUUGGGGGAUACGGAUUGUGCCGGAGAAGAAAGCGUUUGUGGUAGAGAGAUUUGGAAAGUACUUGAAGACGCUGCCAUCUGGAAUCCAUUUCUUGAUUCCUCUUGUCGAUCGAAUCGCUUAUGUUCACUCUUUGAAGGAAGAGGCUAUUCAGAUUCCUGAUCAAUCUGCUAUUACCAAAGACAAUGUCAGCAUUCUUAUCGGCGGCGUCCUCUAUGUCAAGAUUGUGGAUCCUAAGCUUGCCUCUUAUGGUGUUGAGAAUCCCAUCUAUGCUGUCGUUCAACUUGCCCAGACAACUAUGCGUAGUGAGCUUGGUAAGAUUACUCUUGACAAGACCUUUGAAGAAAGAGACACUCUCAACGAAAAGAUUGUGGAGGCCAUCAAUGUGGCUGCAACAGACUGGGGUCUCCGAUGUCUUCGUUAUGAAAUAAGGGAUAUAUCUCCUCCACGUGGGGUGAAGCAAGCUAUGGAGAUGCAGGCAGAAGCAGAACGUAGAAAGAGAGCUCAAAUUCUUGAGUCUGAAGGAGAGAGACAGGCCAAUAUUAAUAUUGCUGAUGGUCAUAAGAGUGCUCAGAUCUUGGCAUCACAAGGAGAGAAACAAGCUCUCAUCAACAAAGCACAAGGUGAGGCUGAAGCCAUCAUUGCUAAAGCACAAGCAACAGCCAAAGGAAUUGCCAUUGUGUCAGAGAAUAUUAAAAAGAGUGGGGGAAUUGAGGCGGCUAGUUUGAAAAUUGCUGAGCAAUAUGUGGGAGCUUUUGGUAACAUUGCCAAAGAGGGGACAACAAUUCUGCUUCCCAGUGCUACUGGCAAUCCUGCCAAUAUUAUGGCUCAAGCUUUCACUAUGUAUAAGAACCUGCUCGGUAGUGUUUCCAGUGGUGGUCCUAAUGAAUCUUCUUCAUUAGUGGAAGGUGCAUCUGUUGAACCUGUGGAUCCAGCCACAAUUAUAGAGGAUAAUGCUACCUCCCUUGAAACUAAAGCCAAGGAUGAGAGUGCCAGAGAUAAUGGUGAAACAGGAUUUUCACUUCAGAGCAGCAAAAAAGGGAAAGCUGAGUAGAGUUUGUGGAAUAUGAAGGAAUGAUGAGUUGAUUUUGCCAAAAGUAUUCACCAAAUGCACGCACCACUUCCUUCUUUGAUUUUUAUUUUUUUUUUCUAUUUUCCAGUUGUAUGACUAAUUACAAAAGCCAGAUUCUAAGUUCAGCCUUUCAAAGAGAGAAUUCGAAGACUAGACCAUAGGGUGGGGGGUUCCGAAACCAUUCAGUUUGUUCUUUUGCCUGCUCUAUUGUCCUGGAUCUCCAACUUCAAAUCAACGGGGACUGGAGACUUUUGCUAACAAAUUUAUAUGGGAAGAACCAUUGAGGUUAUUUUGCAGGGGUGAGGCGACCGUUUGCACAUAUUCCCGUAGCUGUGUCCGCCUAGCUGGAUCAUUUUUCUUCGCGAAUUUGUUUCAAUAAAGGUGCAGGAUGACUGCCUUAACAACUAUUUGAUA
Populus nigra (black poplar) is the source of this 1904-nucleotide messenger RNA. RefSeq lists its product as uncharacterized. The transcript has 10 exons. The coding region runs from base 162 to 1472 and encodes 436 amino acids. NCBI's taxonomy places the organism in Eukaryota, Viridiplantae, Streptophyta, Magnoliopsida, Malpighiales, Salicaceae. Gene Ontology annotation, cellular component: membrane. The record is from RefSeq and is a predicted model, not a curated record.